AGAGGACGGUGACGUAGGGCGGCUAGUUGAUCAAGAUGGCGGCCUUCGGCGCAGAUCGCUGGCUGAAUGAUUUACCGAAUCACGCUAUUUUCCAAAAGAUACGCGAGAGGUCAGACUCGGAAUGCGGGACUAGCGGCAGGGAAAAGGCCAAAAACCUGACCUUCUGCCUGGGGGGAGACUUUUUCCUGUGGGACGACCCCGAAGGCGUGUUUUACACCACCAACCUGCGGCAGUUGAACUCCGCUCAGCCCGAGGGCAGCGGGAAGUACCAGACGCUGCAGUGCAUCAACCCGCCCCUGUUCCCGGUCUGCCAGGUGCUGCUCAGCCCCACGCAGCACCACGUCGCGCUGGUCGGACUCAGGGGGGUCUCGGUGCUCGAGCUGCCCCAGCGGUGGGGCAAGAGGUCCGAGUUCGAGGGGGGCCGCGACACCAUCAACUGCAAGACCAUCCCGGUGGCGGAGCGCUUCUUCACCAGCUCGCCGUCGGUGAGCCUGCGCCAGGCGGCCUGGUACCCGAGCGAGACGGACGAGCCCCACCUGGCGCUGCUCACGUCCGACAACACCAUCCGCUUCUACGGGCUGAAGCUGCCCCACACGCCGGCCAAGGUGCUGCCCGUGUCGCAGUCGGAGGACGAAAGCAGCCUCCACCCGCCGGCGCGCUCUUACGCGGCGUCUCUGGGGGAAAUAGCCGUGGCCUUUGACUUCGGCCCGGCGUGCUGCCCUCCUCGGCGGCUGGCGGCUCAAUGCGCCAAGGACCGGCCGGUUUAUCCCCUCUACGUCCUCUAUGAGAACGGGGAGACCUACGUGAGCUACACCGGCCAGGCGAACGGCCUGAGCGCGACCAGACCGGCCGGGCCGCUCCCCAUGUACCCGGCGGCGGAGGACAACUACGGCUACGACGCGUGCGCCGUCCUGUGCCUGCCCUGCGCGCCUUGCAUCCUGGUGAUCGCCACCGAGUCGGGGACGCUGUAUCACUGCGUGGUGCUGGAGUCCGAGGAGGAGGAGGAGGCCGGGGCGGUGGAGACGUGGAGCGGGGGCGCGCAGGCGACGCCGGCCCUCUACGUGUUCGAGUGCGUGGAGCUGGAGCUGACGCUCAAAGUGGCGGCGGCGGAGGAGGACGACGCGCAGGAGCUGGACUUCACCUGUCCCGUCCGGCUGCACAGGGACCCGCUGUGCCAGCAGAGGUACCACUGCACCCACGAGGCCGGCGUGCACAGCGUGGGGCUCAUAUGGCUCCACAAGCUGCAAAGGUUCCUGCGCUCCAACGAGGAGGACAAGGACGGCCUGCAGGAGCUGGCCGCCGAGAAGCGCUGCAUCGUGGAGCACAUUCUCUGCACCAGACCCCUGCUGAGCAGCCAGUCGGCUCCGGUGCGCGGCUUCCUCAUCGUCUCCGACCUGUCUCUGGGCGCCACCAUGGUCUGCGUCACCGCCGGCUACGAGUGCGUCAUGCUGCCGCUGCUCAGCUCCAUCCGGCCGCCCUCCCCGCCGCUGCUGUGCUCCGAGCCGGGCCCCGGCUCCGCCAGCUCGCCCCUCCGCGGCCUGGCCAGCAGCGACUCCUUCGAGCAGCACAUCCGCCGCGUCCUGACGCGCAGCUCCAACAACCCCGUGGUGCUGAAGGCCGGCGACAAGGAGGCGUCCCCGCCGCCCGCCGAGUGCCUGCAGCUCCUCAGCAGAGCCACGCAGGUGUUCCGGGAGGAGUACAUCAUGAAGCAGGACAUGGCCCGGGAGGAGAUCCAGAGACGGGUGAAGCUCCUGACGGGCCAGAAGGCCAAGCAGGUGGAGGAGCUGGCCCUGUGCAGGGAGGAGAAGAAGAGCCUGACGGAGGCGGCGGAGAGGCUGGCCGACAAGUACGAAGACGCCAAGUACCGACAGGAGACGCUGAUGAACCGGGUGAAAAAGGUGCUGUGCAGCCUGCAGAGCCAGCUGCCCGUCCUCUCCAACAGCGAGAAGGACAUGAAGAAGGAGCUGCAGAGCAUCGGCGACCAGCUGAAGAACCUGGACAACUGCAUCCGACAGGUGAACAUGAAGAUGGCGUACCAGAGGAAGCAGGUGGACAAGGACACGUCUGCGUCCCGGGCGCCGGUGCCGCUCAACGCGCAGCACAAGAAGGUGGUCCAGGAUGUCCUCAGAGAGCAGGGACAGCAGAUCGGAGACAUGAUGAAGCAGAUCAAAGACAUCAAAAGUCACUUCAGCUUCUAAGCUCCGCCAAAUGUUUCCGUCUUUGGUCUCUGGUGGCUUUACAAGUGUGCCUUUUUUUGUCAUUUACUGAAAAGUUAUGUUUUGUUGUUUGUUAGGAUGGGCGCCAUCUUUGUUCUUUAUGUCCAAGAGCAGAAAAAGACUCAAUUUGUUAGCUUUUAGAAUACAAGAAAUAAACUUUCAUCUAUUAAUUUCUCUUCUGUUCUUAUCAAAUGCAUCACCAUGUUCAGCUGUUUUAAGAUACAGAAAAUAAAAAGUGAAAAAUUAGUUAAAGAAUAAUAACUGCGGUCCAGCAGUUUUUAGAUUUAGGUUUUUUAACCCUGGCGUUUUUUCUAGAUGUUCUCUGCUAGAGUUGGUAAUCGAUUCAUAUUUUAAGAAUCAAUUUUAUUCUUAUUCUUAAGAUUUAGAAUCGAUUCUUUCUUUUUUUUUCUUUUUUUUAUUAAAUAAAAAUUUUUUAUCCGAUCUCAAACUGGACUGCUGGGAUAAAAAAAAUGUAGCUGUUACCUGAAUUAUGUGACUAGUUAGGCAACAUAAUAUUAUAUUAACAUUCAACAGCAAAUUAAUAAGGUAAUAGUUAAUGGGGGCUGUAAGGUCAGUUGAAAAUGCAUUUUUUAAAUAAUUUUUUAAUCUUUCUCAUAAUAUGAGAAUUGAUUCAGAAAUGUAAAAUUAAACAGCCCUAAUAUCUGACAGGACUUUAAAUGUUUUACAUUUCAUAUUAUCAGUUUUUGUUUAAAAUAUUUAUGCAGAUUUUGUUGAUUUGCUUGUUUAUUACUUUUCACAUAAUUCUUUAAAUUUUGUUUGGGCAAUUCUAAAAAAAUAAAGUUUAAAGAAGUCACAAAUUAAAUGAGCUUUGGCUUGAAAACAAGGAUUUCAGUUGCAGAUUAAAACUCAUACAUUACUCACGAAGCUCCAUGUAUAUUGAGAGAAGGUGUUACAUUUAGGUAAUAAUAGUAAAAGGGUUGGACUUGCUUGACAGAGUUUAAAACAGUUGAUGGUCAUGUUUAAUUUGCAUAAAGUAUGAAGUUAAAUUGGAUUAAUAAUGGAUAUACACAGCUAAAUUCAUAUUUUAUU
This is a messenger RNA of Fundulus heteroclitus (mummichog), 3266 nucleotides long. RefSeq names its product nucleoporin 88 (gene nup88). The transcript has a single exon. Gene Ontology annotation, cellular component: nuclear pore. Gene Ontology annotation, molecular function: structural constituent of nuclear pore. The record is from RefSeq and is a predicted model, not a curated record. Gene Ontology annotation, biological process: ribosomal small subunit export from nucleus; protein import into nucleus; ribosomal large subunit export from nucleus. Bases 36 to 2198 code for a protein of 720 amino acids. Lineage: Eukaryota; Metazoa; Chordata; Actinopteri; Cyprinodontiformes; Fundulidae.